Messenger RNA from Prorocentrum cordatum, 717 nucleotides. NCBI's taxonomy places the organism in Eukaryota, Dinophyceae, Prorocentrales, Prorocentraceae. The record is from the annotation of a GenBank genome assembly.
AUGACUGCCUCAGAAGGACAGAUCCUGGGGUGGCAGCUGAGCUCAUCUGACAACGAGUUUCCUGUUACCGUCAGUAAGAUCCGCAGCAGCGGCCUCGUUGCCCUCCACAACCAGAAGCAUCCUGAGGCGAAGAUCAUGAAUGGCGACGUCAUCGUCAAGGCGAACAGCGUCCUGUGGCGCCAGAACUCGACGGCCUUCCUGGAGGGCUUGGCCGAGGAGUUCUCGAGGGCCAGCGCCACGGGCGGCGAGAUAACGUUCUUCCUGCGGAGGCCCGUCGGGGUGAGGGGCGAGAGCGAGCCGGCGGAGACGAGGCCCUUCUUCAAGGAGUUCUCCGCCAAGUUGCCCAUGGACAGCGGCGACGGGCCCGGCUGGCAGCUCAGCGCGGACAAUGCCACGGGCCGGGUCUCCAUCGCGAAAAUCCGCAGCACAGGUUCAGUGCACGCCUGGAACGAGGCGAACCCACUGGACGAGAUUCAGGUUGGCGACGUCAUCGCAAAGGUGAACAACGUGCUCUGGCAUGGCGACCCGAAGGUUUUCCUGAACCACAUGAACUCGCAGAUCGAGGCGGCACGCAAGGGCCAGAGCCAGAAGGGCGUUACGCUGCUGUUGCAGAGGCCCUGGCGACUCGACGGAUCGUUCGGGGGCGGCACCGGCGCCGACGACGGCGAUGACGUGGUCGGAGGGGGCGAGGACGACACCACGGGCGCCGAGGAGUGA